Messenger RNA from Paramecium sonneborni, 8643 nucleotides. Lineage: Eukaryota; Ciliophora; Oligohymenophorea; Peniculida; Parameciidae. The record is from the annotation of a GenBank genome assembly.
AUGAACAUAUUUUUACAGUUAUCUAAUUUAGUACUAAUAGUUGUAGGAUAAUACUCAAGGUAAAAUAUUUAUUUAAGAAAAUCAAGUUAGUAGAAGGAUGUAGGUUGUAUUGAAGAAACAAUUGCAGGAUGUUAAAAAUUAUGCGUUUUAGGAGUAGAAGAUUGCAGUUCUUUAAUUCCUAAAUGUGAAUAUGGUUACUUUUUAUUUACAUUAGGAGCUUCUGAAUCAAAGCGUCCAGAAUGUGUUUAAUGGUAAUAAAAUAAUAAAUAUCAUAGCCCUUAUUAUCAGGUUAAUAUAAAUUCUGACUUAGUGAAUUAUUGUAUGGAUUGUUUUGAAGAUCCAUAUGGAUGGGAAUUUAGUAGGAAAUGUACGUAUGAUUAUGAAGUUGGAAAUGGUAAGUUAGGGUAAGGAACUUAUCAGAAAAUAGAAAGAGAUUAUCCUGAAUUAUUUUUUGUUGGUAAUUCAAUAUCAUAGGGAAUUUGGACAGGAAUGAUAGGAAGAGAAAGAUAAAUGAAAUAUGCCGUUUAUAUAUGCACAGGCUGUAAAGACUUUUGCAAGAUUCCUGAUGAAAGUACAUGUUAUACUCUUGGUCAUGAUUAUUAAAAAGUAGAUUUUGAUAAGAUCGCAGUGGAAUGCGUUGAAGGAUACUAUAUGAAGAUAAAUACAUGUGAAAGUUGUUCGAUUAAAUAUUGCAGUAAAUGCAGUAGUAUUGUUGGCUCUGGUUAGACUGAUAAAUGUGAAUUAUGUUAAGAUGGAUAUAGAUUGAGUGAAUAGACUAAAAGUUGUAUACAAUGUACAAACUAUUGCAGUGUAUGUUACACAGUUAUCAAUGGAAGCACAGAAUAUUAAAAAUGUAGAGCUUGCAAUGCUGGUUAUAUACCUAGUUUAGAUUUAAAUACUUGUGAAGGAUGUGAAGCUAAUUGUUUAAGAUGUGAAUAUGUUUCAAUAGCUAAUGAUGAUAUUUAAUAUCCAACUAGAUCUUUUUUAGAAAUAGGAACUGAAUUUAAAGAUAAUUACGUUAAGAUUUGUAGACAGUGUCAAUAAAGCAAUGAUAUUCUAUAUUAUGAUGGUUAAUUAUGUGUGCCCUCUUAAAUUAGUAAUUGUGAUAUAGGAUAUUAUUAAAUAUCACUUAAAGCAACACCUACUAAAAAGAGAAAUACUAUAGAUCUUGAUUUUUAACCUUAUAAUAGGGAAACAGAUUCAGAUCCUGUUAGCAUGUGUUUAUAUUGCAAAACCAAUUUUGUUUUGUCAGAGGAAGGAACUGCUUGCUCUGCUGUAAUUGAUGCAAAGAAAAUAUUGAACUGCAUUUCCCAUUAGUUAAUUGGUACCAAUUAUAAAUGUAUUAAAUGUUCAUCAGUAUUAAUUUAAGUUAAUUUUAUAGGGAUAUUCUUUAGAUACUUAAUAAGGAAUGUGUUUCUUAGGAUGCAGUGAUUAAAUAGAUAAUUGUUCAUAUUGUAUUUCAUAUGAUAGUCCAUCCGAUGAUAUUGUCACUUACUAUGAUGCAACUGGAACGUAGAAAACAGGAGAUACUUAAAAAGUUUAUUCUUGUUUGGUUUGUGAUGAAGGUUUCUAUGCUGAUUUCUUUACUAAUGCUUGUUUACCUUGUCAAUCAUAUUGUUCUUCAUGUUCACAAUACAAUUAAGAUUAUAAUUUUACUAGUUUCAUUUUAUAGAGAAUUGUUAUGGAUGCAUUCAAAAAAUCAAAAUAUUUAACCACUAGUCUAGAAGAACCAUUCUGUUCAUCAUGUACUACAGGAUUUUCAAAGUAUGAGAAUAAAUGUGUUGGAUGCACUAAAAAUUGUGUCAUUUCAAAUCCAAGUUAAGUGGCAAAUAAUCCAUUAACUUCAUUGUUGAAUGCUUGUGAAUAUCAAAGUGAUGGAGCUUAUUGUGGAUAAUGUUUCAAUUAUUAAAGAGAUAGAUCUUUAAAUUCAGAAUUAUCAGAAUGUUAAACAUGUCCAUAUUUAUGUAAUGCUUGCAGAGAUAGAACUGAAGAUGAACUCAAUAGAGUCAAUUAUUAUUUUUCACCCUCCAAUUCUAUUUUGUAAAAAUACAGCAGAUUGUGUUAUGUAUAUCAUUAACAUGUAGCAUUAAAUAAAUAAGUUACAUAUGAUACAUACUUAAAUAUGCCAGUUCAAUGUGACUAUGUUUCAGGUAAAAGUAAAAAGUGUGUCUAAAAUGCCCAAAUUGACAUUAAAUUAUAUUGUAGCAAUUCUGAAUACACAACAGCUUAUGCAUAGGCAUCCAGUGCAGAUAAACCAUAUAUCUUUAGUUUAAGUUAUUUCUACUCUAUGUCUGCAUCAUCAAUUUAUCCUACUAAUAUUACCUUGCAUGGCAUUGAAACUUUGACUCUCUAUAAAUAACUUAAUGAAAAAGUUAUCACUUCUCUUAUUUUAAAUAUCUAUUUAAUUAGCUAAUCUAAACAAUGCAAUUUUGAUUCAAGUACUAAUUUCAUUUUUGAAUUAUAAAAGAAUGUUUUUUCAAUUAGAUACUUCUAUGUCAAUAUCAUUGGAGAAACAGAUUCUACUAAGUCUCCUCUAACUAUUAUGUUAGAUGGAUUGAUAAGUAUUCCAUGGUCUGACUAUCUGACUAUUAAAGGUAUUGAAAUUAAAGCUUCAACUCCUAAUAGUACAUAUCCUUAUACUGGUUUAAAUAUUUCUUAAAAUGUUAAAACUAAGUUGAGUUUAGAAAACUUUAAACUUACUAGAGAUAAAAAGUAUGUAAAUUUGGUAUUUUUUGCUGAAAACAUUGAUAUGAUUAAUUGGAAAAAAGUAACUUUCACUGGCUUGUCGUCAACUGAUCUCUUUUCACUAACUUAUCCUUUACAAAACAUAGAUACAGUUAAUUAUAUAUUUGAUGAUGUGAAAUUUGAUUCAUGUGAUUUUGAAGAUACUGUUCUAUUUUCACCAACUUCCAAUUCUAAAGUUCGAUCAAUCAUUUAGAGUAUUGGAACUUUAGGAAUGACUUUUCAUAAAUGCAAAUUAACGAAUACAGUAAUUUUUGGGGAACCAGAAGGCUCGCCUGUAAAUAGUGGGUUAAUAGAUUUUGGAAAAGUAGUUUUUAAGUUCACUAAAUUCACAAAUAGUUGGUUCAUAUAUUUAAAAUCUUAAAACAAGACAAUAAUAAAUAACAUUGAUGUAAUUAGAUGUAAUUUUACUGAAGGUUCAAAACUUGUUUAAUCAAAUUCAUUUUAUUUAAGAAACAUUUAUUCAUUGAACAGUACAUUUUAUACAGAAAGUCGCUUAUUUUCUAAUAGUUAUAAAGUAAUAGAUGAAUUAUAUGCAUCUUUAGCAUUAUAAUAUUAUUCAUUUAGUAAUGUAAAAUUAAUAAAUUCAAUCUGCUUAACACCUAUAUGUUUUAUUAAGAUUUCAACGCCUAUAAAUAAUUAUUAAUAUUUUACGAAUGUAUCUUUGUAGGAUUUCUAUAUUGAAUAAACAAAUUCAAUGAAAUUGACUGAAAAAAAAUCAAAUUCUAUAUUGUCUGCAUUAAUAUUGAUGACAACAGUUUAAAAGAUAUAAAUUUCAAAUUUUUAAUCUUUGAAUAAUUUUGGUAUUACUCAAAUUGCAGCAUAUAAAAUUUAAUCCUUACGAUUAGUCGAUGGUUUAUAUGAUUGGAGUUAAGAUCAAUAUUAUGCAUUUAGAUUGAAUCCAACAAAUAAUAGGAUUCCAACAAGCAAAGAUUGUGCUGAUAGAAAAACUGAAUUUAAAAGUUAUAAUGAACAUUUCCUAUAUAUAGCAGAUUUCGAUAUAGGAGUAAUGAUUGAAAAUGUAAUAAUGAGAAGAUUGUUAUCAAUAGACACAAAUUUUAUAUAAAUAUAAUCUUGGGAUGCUGAAUAAUUUAAUACUACUAGUGAUGUACCAAUAUAAGAUGAUGGUUAAUUUUAUGAUGAAACUACUAGAGAAUUGAUAAUAUUAAAAAAUAUUAAAUUAAUAGGAAACUCUUUGACAAUAACAGAAUCUGGAACAGCAAUAGGAUCAAUUUAUAUUGAAUCUGGACAGGAUUAAGAUAUAACAAUAGAGGAUUGUGAAUUUGGGUAGAAUCAUUUACAUUCUUUAAUUAGUGAUCAAUUAUCUCCUUCUUCUCCAAUAUUUGUAAUUCAUGCUCCUUUAUCAUUUCUUGAAAUAAAGAAUAGUAUUUUUGAUAAUAAUCGAGCGACCAGAGUACAUAAUAGUAUCAUUUAUGUGAUUACUUACUCUAUCAAGAUUAUCAAUUGUAAAUUUAAAAAUACAAAUAUCAGAUAAAAAGAGUGGGUUUAUAGAUUAGAAGAAUAAUAAAUAGUUAAUUACACAUCCACUGAAUCAGAAGAGAAUGAUAUCAUAACAAUACUUGAAUAGUUCUUUCCAAUAUACAGUAUAGGAGGAAAUAUGUUCAUAAAAUCAGCAAAUACUGAAAUUGAGAAUUCUAUAUUUGAUAAAGCCUAAGCCAUAUAAGGUGCAGGUCUAAUAAUUUAAACUAUCGAUGCUGGUAAUAUAACUAUAAUAAAUACUUAAUUCAUAAGAUAAUAUAAUAGUUUACUUAAUCAAUAUUCUUCUAAUGGAGGUUGUUUAUAUAUUGAUUCAUCUAACUCUAAAUUAAGUCUUAUAAUUGAUAGAGUUGAAAUGCAAGAAUGUGUGACAAGAUUAGAUGGAGGAUGUUUAUAUAUAAAUCCUUCCACUUAUUAAUCAUCUGUUGAUAUAAGCAAUUCAAAAUUUAUAAGUUGUUUAGGUCUUAAAACAUCAGGUAUAUAUAUGCCAUUCUCAACUUCAUCUCCAUCAUUGCCAAGUGUUAGUAUUACUAAAUCAUCCUUUUCUUAAAAUAACAUUGGAAAUUUCAUUAGAAAUAUACCUGAUAUAACGAAUAUUGAUACUCAAUUUCUAUAUACUAAAUCAACUAUUUUAUAUUAGAGUUAUGGCCAUUUUACUCUUACAUCAUCUAUCUUUAAGGAAAUCAAUUUUGUUGCUAUCUUAAUUUUAGAUGAAAUGGUUGAAGUUGAAAUCAAUGAUGUGACAAUCUCUAAAAAUACAAUUUUUAUAAAUAGUAUUAUUUCUAUUACUUUAUAUGACGUUUCAGGAGUUAUAACUUUAACUUCUACUAAAAUUUUAGAUCAUAUCUAAUUUGAUUCUACAACCAACACUAACUGCAAAGAAAAAAAUUAUUAUGUUAAAUAUGUUACUGAAAAUGUAUUAUAUGAACAAACAUGUUUGGAUGUAGAAACAUUAGAUUCAAGUUUUAGAUCUGAAGGUUUACCUAAUAUUUUAUAUCAGAAAAGUACUGAUACAAAUUCAAUGUAUUUUGCAGAUUUAGAUACUUUUUAUAAUUCACUAACUGAUGCUUUAAAAUAUUAAGUUGAUAGACCAGAUUCAAAUUUAGAUGUUUCUCAUUCCUUAUAAGAUAAUAUUAAUUUAAAUUUAAUAUUUCGAAUUUUUACAACUUUUUCAGAUGAAGAAAAUUUAGAAUUUUUAGCUUGCUUCUUAGGAGAAAUUUUAGAAAAUUAUUAUGAUUAAAAUUCUGAAAUAACGACUAGUCUAUUUAAAUUAGAAUCAGUUACAAAGGACUAAUAUUUAACUAUAGAAUAAGUUACAAUCGAAAAUAAUAAAUGUUUGAGAUGUGAAAAUGGUUUAAUAUAAAUUUUAACAAUUCAUUAGGAAACCUAUCCUGUGAUUGAAAUAAAAGACUUUCGAUGUCUUUCUAAUUCGGCUGGUUAUUAUGGAUGUUUAGUAUUAACAUAUGAUAAUGAGAUAAAUGAAGUUGAAUAAUCAAUUCCAUUAACUGAUUAUUCAUUAUCUAAUUCCAAAAGACUUCUUACAGUAGUAGAAGAUUUGCUUAAAUUAAAAAAUGUUAUUAUCAUUUCGUAAUCCUCAUUUAUUGGAAACUCUGCCAAAGUUGGAGGAGGACUUUCAAUUAUUGGUUUAGAUGCUUUGAUAAUUCAUUCUGAAUUUAUUGAUAAUUAUGCCAGUUUAAUGGGAGGAGCACUUUAUUAUAAAAGUACUACUUAUAAAACUACUAGUACUGCUUUAAAUAUAGCUGAUAAUACAAUAGAAGGAAAUAUAGCUUAAUUAGCUGGAGGUAUGUUUAUUUCAGGAGGAUCUAUUGGUAAUGUUACUUCUAUUGAAAUCUUCUUUUAAAAUAAUGAUGGACUAUUAAGAGGAGAUAAUCUUGAAGAAUAUCCUUAGAGUUUAACCUUGUCUAUGAGAACUAAUUAAUUUCUAAAAACUAUCACUUUUUAAGAUUAUGAUGGUGAUGUUAAUAAUGAUGGAUUUAUUGAUAGUUCUAAAAGCACUAUUAUUGAUAUCAUCUCAUUAGAUUCAUAUCAAUUAUUUAAUUAUAAAGAAUCUACAACUUUUUUACUAUUACCAUCAGGUUAAGCUAUUAAUUCUUAUAAAUAUUACUAUAUUGACACUGAUGAACAAGUACCUUAUGAAUGGUAAUUCAAAUUAAUCAAUCUGGAUAGAUAUAAAUAACCUAUGUCAAACAUACUCUAAACUGAAUCCUGUACUUUAUCAGCGAGAAUUAUGGAUACUAAUAAUUAUAAUACCUCCAAAGAAUUUUUAUCCAACUUUACAAACAAAUAAAUUGUCUAUUAUGAUUAAAGAGCUGGAGCUUUUGAUUUUGAUUCUUUAAUUGUUACUUUUGACCCUUAUUUAGAGGAUAAUUUAUUCCUGCAAUUAAGAUGUAAAUAUAUUUAUUUUCAUAUUUUUAGUUGUUUGUACAUCAAUAAAAAUUCCAGUUUACUAAACCAUAUCUCCAUAUAAGAUUUAAUCAUAUAAUUAAAAUUAUGCACUUUAUGUAAAUGUUAAAACAUUGCCAUGCUAGUUGGGAGAAGCUUAUUCUUUGUAAUAAUGUAAAGCUUGUACAAAAGCUGACAAAACAUACUCUGUUAAUGAAAAAUAAACCUAAUGUUAAGCAAUAGAUUCUUCUACAAUGGAUGAUGUAAGUCCAGUAGGCAUUAAAUUAAAAGAAGGAUAUUGGAGACCAGAAUUUGAUAGUGAAAUAAUAACGUAUUGUUUGAAUCUACCUGAAAAUUGUAAUGGAGGUUGGAAACCUGGAAAUCCUUCAUGUUAUACUGGUCAUAUGGGAGCCCUAUGUGAAUCAUGUGAUAUAUAUGGAGUAAGAGAUGAAUUUUAUUCUACUUCUGCUAAAUAUAAAUGUGGUCCAUGUGCUAAUACUUUAGCUGUUAAUGCUAUAGUAAUAACAGCAUUAUCUUUUGUAACUCUUUUUUCAAUGAUCUUAUCUGUGAAAGGAAAUUAUUAGAUGCUUGAAGAUUUUGUGAGAAUUUAAAAUAAAAAAGCAAUGGGUAUUAUUGUAUCUUCGUCAGAAAGUAAUCUAGCAAUUCUAAUUAAAUUAUUUACUAACUAUUUUUAAAUACUUUCAGCAAUAUCUACCUUUUAAAUUAAUUUAAGUGGAGGUAUCACAAAUGCUACUUAAGUUUUGGGUAAUCCAACUUAAUCGAUGGCUUACUCUUUAGAUUGUUUUUUAGUUACAAUGACUAAUGUUGAAAUACUGUAUUUUAGAUUGAUUUGGGCUAUAAUAAUGCCUAUUAUUUAUUUAUCUGUGUUUCUUUUUGGAUACUUUUUAGCUGUAUUACUUAAAAAAGUCGAUUUUAAAGAAGGUAUUAUAUAUACUGCUUUUAUUUAUAUGUUUUUAUAUCUCUAGCCAAAUUUAGUUGGAGGUUUUAUUGCAUUAGCUUCUUCUAGAGAAAUUGGAGGACUUGGAUGGGUUCAAGCAGAUGUUUUAUAUUAAUAUGAUACUGAUACUCAUUAUAUCUGGUUAGCUGGAUUUGUUGCUCCUAUGCUUAUUUGUUGGGCAUUUAUAUUUCCUUGUAUUUUUAUGUUUUUAGUAUAUCAAAUGAGAAAUCAUUUAGAUAAGGUUGAAAAUAGAAAAAAGUUAGGUUAUUUUUAUAAUGAAUAUACAAAUGAAGGAUAUCUAUGGGAAUUUGUUAAAAUUUUUGAAAAAGAAUUAAUUAUUAUAUUCUUAACAUUUUAUGAAGAUAGAGUUGUUGUUAAAGGUUUAAUCAUCUUUUUAAUUGUAUUCUUUUAUGGAGGAUUUACAGUUAGAUUUCAUCCAUAUUCAAGCAAAAGACUUAAUUUUAUUGAUAGAUUAUCUACAGCUAUCUGUGCAGCUUCUUUAUGUUUAGGUGUUUUAAUCUAUUCAUCAAUUAAAGAAGGACUUAUUUACUUAGAAAUAAUUAUGCUUAUAAUUGUAGCUCUUAUUAAUUUUGCAUUCAUUCUUCUUAUGAUUUAUUAUCUAUUCGAAGGAUAUCUAAUCAAGUUUUAGCCUUAACUUGAUAAAAUAAGAGAUCAAUUAAGAAUACAUCAUCCAGAAAUCAUGGAAAAGUACCCAUGGAGUAGAAAAAUGCUUUUUAACUAAGCAAAAAUGAAUGAGAAAGUUAAAAAGUUAUGGGCUACUCUAAGAUAUUAAACUAGAAAGGGAAUUAAAAGAAGAAGGUAAGAUCCAUAAGCACCUUUAUUCGUUAAUGAAAAUAUUGAUCAACCAAUUUUAUUGCCUUUCUCUAACCUUGAGAAAACAUAAUAAUGUAAUUAUUUAUAAUAUCUAAUUAGAAAAAACUAAUAAUUAUUAAGAAUCACCCAAUUUUUAAAAGAUAUUCCCUGAAUAAGAUGGUCUAGAAUCAGAACAAAUCAAUUUAAACUAAAGAAAUUAAGAGCUAUGA